Larimichthys crocea (large yellow croaker) is the source of this 2918-nucleotide messenger RNA. RefSeq names its product U-box domain containing 5 (gene ubox5). Gene Ontology annotation, biological process: protein polyubiquitination. Bases 160 to 2115 code for a protein of 651 amino acids. Gene Ontology annotation, molecular function: ubiquitin-ubiquitin ligase activity; ubiquitin protein ligase binding. The transcript is spliced from 8 exons. The record is from RefSeq and is a predicted model, not a curated record. NCBI's taxonomy places the organism in Eukaryota, Metazoa, Chordata, Actinopteri, Sciaenidae. Gene Ontology annotation, cellular component: nucleus.
CCUUCUCGGCUGCCCUACUUAUACCGGCUAGGCUAGUCGGUGGCUAGUAGCUUUUAGCUACUGCCUUCUAAUUAAAGUUUGUCCGAGGAGCCAAAACAGCCAAGUGUGUUCAGUCAACGACCAGACAAAUGAGAGGGGUCCUCUUCCUCGAAGUCCGCCAUGUUGACACACCAAUUUUUGUUGGAGAAUAUGGUUGUGAAUCUCUGUCUGCCACACUUUAAUACAACAGUUCAUUGCAACAAGCUGUGUGCAGAUGGCUAUGAUGUCACAAACCUUGUGUCGUCCGACCCUGCUCUUCGGAGGCGGGGCUUCAAGCUGGAAUACUUCCUACGUCCGCCCGUCCAGGUGACAUUGAAGUUUGGCUUCCAGGUUGAGCUUUGCAGGGUGGACGUUGAGCUGUGGCCAUGGGGUAUGGACCGAGGACAGGCCUGCAAGAGACUGGAGAUCAGUACCAGCUCUGAUCGGCUACCAUCCCAGAAUUUUCAUCAGGGCCACAAAGUGACUCAGCAAAAGGAACAAGUGCAGAUGCAGGUAAAGGACCAGAAUGAACAGAACAGAGAAAAACAACAAAAGCAUGGCAGUAAGUCUCGCCAAACUUAUGGCCACCAGUGGAGUCUGCAGGCCCAACAGUGGGGAGAAGAGGCUCCAUCCAUGCCUCAAAAAAGUGGUCAUGUGUUCAAGUGUCAGUCAAAUACUGAAUCCAAUAAUCCUGAACCAGAGUUUAAACUGGUAGGUCGUUGCGAACUUAGGGAGGAGACCCCAGUCUGUUUCACACAUUCAAAUUUUCGACCCCGGCCCCCAUUCCCCUCGCCACCUUCUCCACAACCUGCAAACUGUCGGAAAGAAGAUCUGUGGAGCCGAGGUCUGCUCUCAUUAGGGGCUGUGACACAACUUCGUGUGACUUUGCCAUUUGGCGGUGCGGCGUCUGCUAUGGGGCUUAAGGCAUUGGUCGUGUGGGGACAACCUGCACGCUGCUGCCCUGCAGAAGAAGUGGAAGCAAUUAAAAGAGUCCAUGAGGCCAGUCAGAGACAGAUGCCACGGCCUGUACUGUUUGCCUCUUCCAUCAGCCAAACAAAACCACCACCGCAGGCCGCCACACCUCCAAGCAAUGUUUCCAUCCCAGAGGAGUUCCUUGACCCAAUAACCCAGGAGAUAAUGAUGCUCCCCAUGCUACUGCCCAGUGGUGUGUCAGUGGACAACACCACACUAGAGGAGCACCAGAAGAGGGAAGCCACUUGGGGUCGACCCCCAAAUGACCCCUUCACUGGUGUCCCAUUUACUUCAUCCUGCCAGCCUCUUCCUAACCCCCAACUGAAAAGCCGAAUUGACCGCUUUAUCCUGCAAAAAGGGAUGAUUAGGAGGGACGGGAUGUUGGGGAGACAGGGGGAAGGAGAGAAUCCACAGGCCUCUAGACUUCUAUCUUCCAAGAUAGAUGGACAGUCCCAGAACUCUCCAUGUCUCAGUAAAAACCACACUGUGACAGAAAAAACUGCACAAAUAAAAGAAACUGGAGCAGGACAUUCAUCAGAUAAUGGGAACACACCAAACACAUUAAACUGCCAGCCUCGAACCACGAGUAGUAACUCAGAAUCAGAGAGAAGAAAGAAACGAGAUGCAAGUGAAAUUUCCAAGGAAUCAACAGAAGAGUCCACAGCUGAGAAACAACUAUUACCUCUGACAAAAAGACCAAGAAAUGAUGCAGUAUCAGUCCCCAGCUGCACCUCUCAUGAGCAGCGUUUGUCAGCCAGCCUAGACGAGGCACUCUUCUCUGCUCUGCAAGGACGCCCGUCCUUCACCUCAAACUUGUCCCAACAGAGAUUAGUUAUACCUGCCUCUGAAUCACCAAACACCUCACACGGUUGUCUGACUGCAGGCACUCCAAGUAUGCCAACAGGUGAGAAGAUGUGUUCUGCAUGUUCCUGCUCGGUAUCUGUUUACUCCAAGUCUGCAUCAUCCAUCUACCGUCUAACCUGCGGUCACUUGCUCUGCCAUUCCUGUCUACGGAGGGACUCGCAACCACCAAACUCUGUCACCAGAUCAACAUCCAAUCACAUCUUGUGUCCUGCCUGCCAAAGCCAUACACCACGCGGUGACAUCAUACGUGUGCAUCACUGACCAAUGUUCCAAAAGGCAAACCUACGCAAUCAAAGCCUGUAAAGAAUAGAGGGCUGUUCUCAAGGUGAAGCUGGGCGUGUUACGACCAUCUUAAGGUGGACAAACAAAUGUUUCAGCUCAAGGUUACAGAUCCUACACAGAUUAUAUUUAUAAAUUCCUCUUUGAUACUACCUCCACCCCUGUCUUUAAUAUGCGGAAUGUCUUCUCAUAUGUAUCAUACUGUUUGUAUGAUGGUUAAUAGAUUAUAUAAUAGCUCAAAUUUUAUUAUUCAUCCUUCAUUUCUGAUGUUUUGUAUCGUUGUUGUGUUCCCAUACAAGGUUAGUACCAUAUGUCUAGCACUGAAUUAUUUUUCUUGGACAUUUUCUCCUGUUUCCACUGUUUUCUACAGUCAUAGAAAGGACAUCACUGAAAGCAAAGACCUUAAAACUUACUUUAAAAAAAAAAAAAAGUCUUGUUCUCCUCUUGUCCACCCCCUCUCCCUGUCUUAGCCUUUUCAUCAUGCAUUGCAAGCGUAGUGCAGCCUUGGUUCUGCAGCCAAAGAAAAGGUUGGCAGACAUAAGUACUGAGAGCAAGAGGCCAGAAGAAUUAAAGUGGAAAUUGAGUUGACCCAAGGCUAUGUGGCCUUUGUGGAGAAGCAUUCACCUUUUUACAUACCCUCCGCUCUUGUAUAGAUUGUGUUGUGUUAAGCAGGUAAAUGCAGGAAGAAAAUAUAAUAAUCAGCACAUUGUUGAUGUUGAUGUUGUCAAGCAGUAUUAAAAAGCUGAAUUUCUUUCCUAUUUUGACUGUUUUUUCCCUCCUUUACA